This is a messenger RNA of Erinaceus europaeus (western European hedgehog), 1778 nucleotides long. It is a transcript of the gene NOCT, whose product is annotated as nocturnin. The transcript has 3 exons. The coding region runs from base 271 to 1359 and encodes 362 amino acids. Lineage: Eukaryota; Metazoa; Chordata; Mammalia; Eulipotyphla; Erinaceidae. Gene Ontology annotation, molecular function: poly(A)-specific ribonuclease activity. The record is from RefSeq and is a predicted model, not a curated record. Gene Ontology annotation, biological process: circadian rhythm.
GCUCCACGAGUCCCAGAGUCUCUCUCCUGCGACGCUAGCUAGCCCGACAGGAGUUCCUGAUCCCUCUCCCACGUAGCAGCCUCGGGUUGGCUCCAGUUGAGUUCUCUCCAACCCAGAGAGCAAGUGCCUGGGAAGAAGCACCCUCAGGCUAUUGGCAUCUGGCGCCAGAACAAGGAGCUGACCCGCCCAGACAUAGCUCAGCGGUGAGUCCCUGGUCGUCUGUCUCCAGCCUGCGAAGCUAGCCCGGCAGUCCCGACUCCAGUGUGUCCCAUGGGAUCCGGGAUCAGCCGGCUCUACAGCGCCCUCGCCAAGACACUGAUGGGCGGCACCAGCCCGCAGCCCGAGUACCUGGCCGCGCCCAAGCCCCCGGAGCCCAUCGACCCCCGGGAGCUGCUGGAGGAAUGCCGGGCCGUGCUGCACACGCGGCCGCCCCGCUGCCAGAGGGGCUUCGUGCAUGUGAGGAGCGACCAGCCCAGCAGCCACCCGCCCAUCAGGGUCAUGCAGUGGAACAUCUUGGCCCAGGCUCUCGGGGAGGGCAAGGACAACUUCGUGCAGUGCCCGGUGGAAGCCCUCAGGUGGGAGGAGAGGAAGUGCCUGAUCCUGGAGGAGAUCCUCGCCUACCAGCCCGACAUCCUGUGCCUCCAGGAGGUGGACCACUACUUCGACACCUUCCAGCCGCUGCUCAGCCGCCUGGGCUACCAGGGCACCUUCCUCCCCAAGCCCUGGUCGCCCUGCCUGGACGUGGAGCACAACAACGGGCCGGACGGCUGCGCCCUCUUCUUCCUGCAGAGCCGCUUCAGGCUCCUCAGCAGCUGCAGCAUCCGGCUGACGGCCAUGGCCCUCAAGACCAACCAGGUGGCCAUCGCGCAGACGCUGGAGUGCCGGGCCUCCAGCCGCCAGGUGUGCGUGGCCGUCACGCACCUCAAGGCCCGCACGGGCUGGGAGCGCCUCCGCUCGGCCCAGGGCUGCGACCUGCUGGAGAACCUGCGGGGCAUCACGCAGGGCGACCAGAUCCCCCUCAUCGUGUGCGGGGACUUCAACGCCGAGCCCAGCGAGGAGGUGUACCGCCGCUUCGCCUCGUCCAGCCUCAACCUGGACAGCGCCUACAAGCUGCUGAGCGCGGACGGGCAGUCGGAGCCGCCCUACACCACCUGGAAGAUCCGUACGUCGGGCGAGAGCCGCCACACGCUGGACUACAUCUGGUACUCGCGGCGGGCGCUCAGCGUGCGGGCCGCCCUGGAGCUGCUGACGGAGGAGCAGAUCGGGCCCGACCGCCUGCCCUCCUUCCGCUACCCCUCGGACCACCUGUCGCUGGUGUGCGACUUCAGCUUCAAGGAGGAGCCCUCGGGCCUGGCCUAGAGCCGCGCGGGGCACCUGCCAGGGACCUUGUUGAACCCAGGGAGGCGGGAGACGGACACCGAGCUGCCGGACGGAGGGAGGGAGGCCCCCGUCUGCGGGGUCGCUCACCAGCUGGGCUGGGGGAGGACUCAGGACUCCGGCUCCCAUCCAGACCCAGGGGUGACGAGGGUGCCUGCCCUGGGAGGAGGGAGCGUUAAGCAGACCUUGCUGUUGGAAAGCCUUUUUUUUUUUUUUUUUUUUCCCUUCUCCCUUUCCCAGUCUGAGGAUGGAUGCGACGUAGUUAAGAGGCUGCAGCAGACAGCAUUUUAUUUAUUUGUGGAGCUUUUAAAUGUCAAAGAGAUGUGCGUGGCCAUAUUUAUUUUUUAUAUCUUCGUGUAAAAUUCAGCGAAUAAAUGAUGGCACAAUAAGCAUUUUGAAAC